Drosophila grimshawi is the source of this 490-nucleotide messenger RNA. RefSeq lists its product as uncharacterized. The record is from RefSeq and is a predicted model, not a curated record. The transcript is spliced from 2 exons. NCBI's taxonomy places the organism in Eukaryota, Metazoa, Arthropoda, Insecta, Diptera, Drosophilidae. Bases 30 to 254 code for a protein of 74 amino acids.
ACAACAACCAAAACAAAAAACACUUCAAAAUGUUCAAAUUCUUCGCUCUGUGCCUGUUCGCCAUUGUCGCCUGUGUGGCCGCCAAGCCUGCUGUUGUUGCUGCACCACUGGCCUACAGCGCUUACACCGCUGCACCACUGGCUGCCUACUCGUCUCCCUACACCGCUGCUUACACUGCUGCUGCCUAUCCCUACUCGGCUUAUCCCUAUGCUGCUGCCUACUCUGCAUACCCCUAUGCCGCCUACUACCGUUGAACAAACCACUGAGUGACCGCUGGCACCACAACAACGACAACCCCACAAUACCUAUAUGUGUUCUAAUCCUGCUCUUGAUUAACUUCACGCAAUUCAUGCCUAACUUGCUCCUGUCUUGGUUUUUGUUUCACCCAUUUUGAUUUUUAUUUUGAUUUUCUAGUAUUAUGUGAGGUUUGAAGAGCAACGCUGAAGGAAUAUUAUUGUUAUAUAAAUAAAUGCAUUUUGCGUAAAACGUA